UUUCCCGGUGCCUGCCGCUUAACGUGGAGACAAAUACGAGCGAGAGAGGGGAAGAGGAGGGGUACGGGACAAAUUCAUCUUGGGCCACAGCGGUGGCACAGCGCGAGACGGCAAAGCGUUGCAGCGAAGAUUGUAUUUUGCUCGUUCGCUGGAAACGGGCGGCGGACACGGGAUGGAUCUACCUGCCGUCGGGGAGCAUGUGUUCGCGGUGGAGGGCAUCGAAAAGAAGCGUCUACGGAAGGGCAGAAUCGAGUAUCUGGUGAAGUGGCGAGGAUGGUCAGCCAAAUAUAACACAUGGGAACCCGAGGAAAACAUUCUUGACCCGCGCCUUCUCGUGGCUUUCCAAAACAGAGAAAGGCAGGAGCAAAUGGUGGGAUAUCGCAAAAGAGGGCCUAAACCCAAACACCCUCUUGUCCAGCUUCCUGCGUUUGCUCGUAGAUCAAGCAUCCUGGGUGGUCUUCAGGACACAUCAUUGGAUGAGGAGAACCAGCCCAAAGUGGAGCCCCUCCAGCUCCACUGCUCACGGCCGCAGCACUACCAGCUGAACAGCAAAAAACACCACCUGUACCAGCCCAGCUGCAGGGAGAUCUCCGUAGAACAACAUGUGAUUGGGAAAAAGAAGCACUUCUACCAGCUGAACAGCAAGAAACAUCAUCACUACCAGCCGGACCCCAAGAUGUAUGACACACCACUCACGGGACCCAAUGAGGUCAAGGUUCAAGACCCUUCCAGCAAAGUUUGGAACCUCCCUCCAGCCUUGCAACAGAAGUGGAUUAAGAACAAAGAUACCAGCUGCCUGAGUAAAGUGAAAGAUCUGUCUAUCCAGCUCAAGAGCCUGCCGGAUAAUGCUGACAAAGCGGAGUGGGCACUUAAGACGAAGGCCAAAGAGUUCGCACUUCCUAACGGCAUCAGCAGCAAGAUGAAAAUAAUCAAGAACAAAAACAAAAACGGACGAAUUGUGAUUGUAAUGAGCAAAUACAUGGACAAAGGUGUGCAUUCAUCUAAAGUAAAAAACAAGGAUGUUUCUCAAGUGGAAACGCAGCACAAUGAGGAAUCUACACUGAAUAAUAAGGACAAUCUUUCUGAUGGUGAAACUUCAGAAGGCCGUGAGAAUGGCACUGCUGAGAACACUAACACAUUUUCUUCUUCUAGUGAAUGCGUUCAUGAAAACUCCAUCAAAAAGGCUGAACUUCCAAAAGCUACGUCUACAGAGACUGAACAAACAGUGAUGUAUAUAUGCGACCAACCAAACUUUUCUCCCAUGGAAGCAGAGAAGGCCCCCCCAUCCCACAUGGACACCAAACUCAAUCACCGCAAGAGGAACCUCUCAGAACCCAGUGAGGAUGUGAGAAACUGUAAGCAGUUCAUCAGCUCCAGGAGUAUACGUGCACCAAACACCGUGCUUUCAUCCCCUCAGAGAGAACCUAUAGACCUGCAUUACAGAGGCUGCCUUGCCAGCAGAGCCUACAGUUAUGACUUAAGCGACACCAUUCCUGAAGAGCCUAUUGACUUGAGCUGUGGUCCAACUAAAACUCUUAAACAGUUUCCCACAGCGGAGAAGGUUUCAGGAAGCUCAGUGCAAGCGGAGAAUACAAACAACAAUUUUAAACCAUUUGUGGGUAACGUUAUCAUCACUGAUAUCACUACGAACUGCUUAACCGUGACCUUUAAGGAAUACAUUCAAGGAUAAUGACUACAAUUCGCUGGACUGAAAUUUGUUCAUUUGAACCAGCUCAAAGUUGAUUCAUGUCAGAUGCACUAAUCAUAACCAUUCCUGAUAAUGUGGAGACGUUU
Molecule: messenger RNA, 1794 nt
Organism: Carassius carassius (crucian carp)
Lineage: Eukaryota; Metazoa; Chordata; Actinopteri; Cypriniformes; Cyprinidae
Product: E3 SUMO-protein ligase CBX4-like
Exons: 5
Coding region: 173-1690 (505 amino acids)
Biological process (GO): negative regulation of DNA-templated transcription
Source: RefSeq, a predicted model, not a curated record